Molecule: messenger RNA, 915 nt
Organism: Erigeron canadensis
Lineage: Eukaryota; Viridiplantae; Streptophyta; Magnoliopsida; Asterales; Asteraceae
Product: agamous-like MADS-box protein AP1
Exons: 7
Coding region: 162-710 (182 amino acids)
Biological process (GO): positive regulation of transcription by RNA polymerase II
Cellular component (GO): nucleus
Molecular function (GO): DNA-binding transcription factor activity, RNA polymerase II-specific; RNA polymerase II cis-regulatory region sequence-specific DNA binding; protein dimerization activity
Source: RefSeq, a predicted model, not a curated record
UCUUAAAAAUAAAAACGCGAACCGGUUGGUGUUUAAUAUUUUUUGUGACCGCGCACAAGAUGCCGUUGAUUAGAAUUGAUCCGUACCAAAUCCCUUUUAUAGAACAAACAACUGUGUGUGUCCUUUUAUUAGGGUUUGAAUUUAUUUUUAUUCAGAUAUAGAUGGGGCGAGGGAAAGUUGAGCUGAAACGGAUCUCAGAUAAAAGCAGCCGUCAAGUCUCCUUCUCGAAACGACGGAAUGGAUUGAUGAAGAAAGCUCAUGAGCUGGCUGUCCUUUGCGACGUUGAUCUCGCUCUUUUUGUCUUCUCCGGGAAGAAUCGCCUGUUUGAGUAUUCCACCGGUGACAGCAGCAUGAACAAGAUUCUCACUCGCUACCAAAGCUACAAAAAUGCAGAUGAAAUCGUCCGCAGAACAGUACAUGAGAAGCUUGCGCUAGAGUUUAACGAAGUAUGGACCGCUGAUAAGUUAAUGCAGAUCACCCAACGCCACCUCGAAGAGAACAAAAUCCAAGAGUCAGAUAUCAGUGAGCUGUGUCAGUUAGAGAAAGAGAUCGAGAGCAUGAUGCAACAAGUGAGAAUCAGAAAGACACAGAUUAUGUUGGGAACUGUGAAGGCUCUGCAAGAGAAGCAAAAGCAGCUGCAUGAAGAGAAGCAGUUCAUGGUAGGCGAGAUAAUGGCAGCUAGGAUGAACGAAAACAAUGUUGAUGGUUGAGGUGCCAAGACAAUCCAUGUGAGCUUUGGUAUAUUGUGUAAUAAUCUCUUUUAUGCAUUCCUAUGUAGUUCCUUUCUGGUAAAAUUGCCGAGCUCUGGGUAUAUUGUGUAAUAGUUUGUUUCACACGUCCCCUAUCUAAAUCUUGUCUGGCAGAAUGCCACUGUUAUAUUGCAUUGUUCAAUUAUAAUAAUGUAUAUUAACACCA